Molecule: messenger RNA, 660 nt
Organism: Trichoplusia ni (cabbage looper)
Lineage: Eukaryota; Metazoa; Arthropoda; Insecta; Lepidoptera; Noctuidae
Product: pupal cuticle protein 36-like
Exons: 3
Coding region: 83-583 (166 amino acids)
Source: RefSeq, a predicted model, not a curated record
AUAGGUCAGUCGAGUUUCGACAUCACAGUACCAUUUGAGAUUCAUCUUCACUUGGUUUGGAGUGCUCAGACAAACAUACAACAUGAAACUGUUCGUAUUCGCCGCCCUCGUCGCCGUAGCAGCUGCCGCUCGCCUGGAGCACCUCGAACGGCGCGCAUACCUUCCCCCAUUCCAGGGAAGCAACUCUGCUGGAUCCUUCGGCUCUCAAUCUCAGGGUUCUUUUGGGUCUAACGGUGCUUUUGGCUCAGCUGGUGCAGACCAGGGCCAGAAUGGUGCUUUCGGUCUGGCUACAUCCAACAAAUACCUGCCUCCUGACCACAGCUCUUCCAACGGUGCUCCCCAGUUUUCUGGUUCCCUGACCGGUUUUGGCUCCCAAAACUCCCAAGGUCAACAGUUCGGCCAGCAAGGUUCCCAGUACACCAUCCCUAGCACGGCUUACGGAACUCCUCAGCUCUCCAACUUCGGAUCCCAGUCGCAGUACUCCCAGCAGACAGGAGCCAACCAGUACCUGGCCCCAAGGCCCAGUGCCCUGGAGAACCCCCCUCAGCAGGCUUUCGACGAGGAAACCGGCUACCAUUACUAAGUUCUUCGAUAGUACAUGAUAUAGUCAAUUAGUUUGUUAAUUUACAUAAUCAUAAUAAAAUCUGUAUGUAAUUAUUU